Pisolithus orientalis is the source of this 357-nucleotide messenger RNA. RefSeq lists its product as uncharacterized. The transcript is spliced from 4 exons. Bases 1 to 357 code for a protein of 118 amino acids. The record is from RefSeq and is a predicted model, not a curated record. NCBI's taxonomy places the organism in Eukaryota, Fungi, Basidiomycota, Agaricomycetes, Boletales, Pisolithaceae.
AUGUGCACACUCAAGAGCCUGGCCCAUCUGAGCCUCCUGCACCAGCUCCACAAUAUGGGGAUCUACAUCAGGAUAAUCUUCCAUGCUGUCCUCAAAUGCAAGAGGCUGGCCCAGUGCAGCAGUCUUUUCCCAGAUGACAAAAUUCUCAGGAUGACUAUAAGAACUAUUGUGAUCCUGGCCCAUCUAAUAUCCCAUAUGAUGCAUUACCUCCUGGCCACUGCAAUCAAUUUCUUCCAUCUUGCCAAGGAUUCCAUCGCAUUCCAUCUCAAACCAACCAUCCUCACUACAACAGUCCAUAUACUGAUGACUACUACCCUCCAACCCAGUCAGGUGAACCUCAUUGGGUUAAUGGGGUAA